UUGACAUUUAUCAAAGUAUAUCGUCUUCGUCUGCUUUUGUUAUAAAAAAAAACGACUAAAAUGUUUUGUAAAUAAUUUAUUUUAACGAUUUUAUUCUAAUAUUUUUAACUAAUUAAAUGAUCAAGAGUUUGCCUAGUUAUGUAUUUAAACAUUAUAACAAAUUGAAUUCUCCAAAGCAGCUCAAAUAUUCGCCACAAAAAUUGUCGAAUUACGUGUUUAAAGUGUUUUUUCGUCAGAUUGUCGUCAUCAUACGCCCAAAGCAUACGAAACGCAACCACUUAGCUUGCUUGACACACAAAAAAAUUAAAAAAAAGUAAAGAUGCCGCGCCAGCAUAGACGAAAGACCACUAGAUGGAUUAAUGAAGAUUGUAUGCAAUCGGCAGUUAGAGAUAUUUGUGAGGGAAUCGAAACGCCGUCGACUGCGGCGCGGAAAUAUGGCCUUAAGCGGACGACAAUCAUAUAUCGUGUGGAGAAGAAACAAAAGAUGGACCUUAUUAAGAGGGGUGAAGGUCACGAAACUCAAUCAAUUCCAACGCCAUUAAUGGCUGAAAUAUUCUCGGUGACACAGGAAAAGGAAUUGAUGGGCUAUCUGAAUCGCUAUACGUACUUGCCAUACGACACAAGUGGCAGCUUCAAGGCCGCCCGACAGCUGGUCUAUCAGUUUGUCAAGGAGCAUGAUAUCAAACACCCGAAAACGUGGGACAUAGAGCAACAAGCUGGUGUUGAUUGGCUCAAAGGUUUUAUUCUACGUAAUCCCGGAACAAACCUCCGCCAAUCAACAAAGCCCCCUGCCAAUAAGAAGGUCAAACUUGAGGAAGCCAAUAAGAAACCCGCGAAUAAGAGGAAAAUAAACAAGCUGCAGUCAAGUGCACAGCCCACAAUAGAGCUCCCAAGGAAGAUCAAAUGCCAACCGGUGGCCUUGUCGGAACAAAGUCUGGAAUCCACUAACUCAUAUGACAAUUCCUACAUGUCCUACAUGGAAAGCAGUAAUCUCCCGCAAGGCGGCCAGCUGCCUAUCAAUCAAAAUUCCGACUUCAGUGAUGCCGUUGAUAUGAAUGAAAAUUCCGAAUUAGACCUUGAACCAGAAUGUCACAUCACAAUGGUUAGCAUAAAGGACGAACCCGCCGACAAUGUCAACGAUGAACUUAUCGAAAACAAUACACAAGACACCUUUGGCGAGACUAAAGCUCAGUUCAUUCCAAAUUUAGAUACAGUACCUGAAAACGAUGAUGUUUUCAAUAGUUUCGGCCGCAAUAUUGCAUUCCAAGCUAAAGAAUUAUUCCAGCACAAUCAGGUCGAUGCCUUAGAGCUAAUGCAUGAAGUUCAGACAUUGGUAAAUCGACGUCUGACAAAUACGUUGAGACUGACUAGAGGUAAUUGCAGCAGGAAAAUAAACGCGAAGCGUUCACGUCGAUUAUUUAACGGGGAUGGUGAGAAUCACGAUGAUGAUUGAAAUUAAGUUAGUAGGCGUCUUUUGAAAUGCGACAUUUUAUUUUUUUUUUAUAUAGUGCAUUUAGUUACCUUUUAGAGGUAGCUAUUUUAUUUUUGUUUUAACUUUUUAAAUAUUCAUUAUAUUAUUAUAUGCAUUUUAUGUAAAUGUAAGUAAGUGAAUAGUUUUUGUUUAAUUAUUAUAGAAAAUAAUAAUAAUAAUAAUAAAGAAAAUCCUGGUCUUCGAAAAUUUUAAUUCAUUAAUUUGAA
This is a messenger RNA of Eupeodes corollae, 1698 nucleotides long. RefSeq lists its product as uncharacterized. Bases 320 to 1453 code for a protein of 377 amino acids. The transcript has 2 exons. Lineage: Eukaryota; Metazoa; Arthropoda; Insecta; Diptera; Syrphidae. The record is from RefSeq and is a predicted model, not a curated record.